GUCGGCGACACAACAGCUGAAGCGCAGCCGCUGCGUGUCCGUGGCUGUCCGUGGCUGUCCGUGGCUGUCCGUGGCUGUCCGUAGCUGUCCGUGGCUGUCCGUGGUGAACCUCCGGUCUGUCCGUGCACCUGGCUGCGGUGUCCGUCCAGAGAGAGGCAGGGCUCCCGUGUUCUGGUCGAAGUGUUUAGAAAAAAAACUCCAACCCAGCUCCAGCACGAUGUUGAUGAAAACGCCGCACCUCAGACUGUUACUCGCGCUCGUCGCGUGCGCGAGCUUGGCUGCCGAGACGGACGGCGCCAGGAUCCUGGGGGUGUUCCACUACAACGGCAAGAGCCACUUCAUGGUGUUCGAGUCGCUGAUGAAGGCCCUGGCCGCCAGGGGCCACCAGGUGGACGUCCUCAGCCACUUCCCGCAGAAGACGCCCGUCCCGAACUACACGGACAUCGACGUGUCCGGCACGGCGCCCGACGUGCUGGACAACAUCACCAUCGACAUGGCGCUCAGCUGGAGGAUGUUCUCCAUGGCGGACUUCAUCUGGGUGGACACGAGGGAGGUCUGCCGCCGGGCGCUGGACCACAUCAACGUUCAGGCGCUGCUGCGCUCCUCCGCGGGCUACGACCUAGUCGUCACGGAGAUCUUCGGCAGCGAGUGCGCCGUCGGUUUCGCGCGCAGGUUCGGCGCGCCGCUGGUCCACGUCAUCUCCAGCGUGGCUCUCCCUUGGACGCACGCGCGCAUCGGGAACCCGGACCACCCUGCCUACGUUCCCAGCUACUUCCUGCCCUACACGCACAGGAUGGACUUCUUUCAGCGGCUCGCCAACACGGUGCUGGGCGCGUACUUCCGCGCGGGGAACUACUUCUACAACGAGCGUCCCACGAGUGCGCUGAUGAGGCGCUACUUCGGGGAAGACGUCCCGAGCGUGGAGGAACUGGUGGCCAACAGCAGCCUGGUGCUCGUCAACAGCCACUUCUCAAUCAACUGGCCGAGACCCGCCGUUCCGGCGUUCGUGGAGGUCGGCGGGAUGCACAUCCAGGAGCCGAAGAAACUGCCUCAGGAUCUUGAAAAGUUUUUAAACGAAUCUACACAUGGAGUGGUGUAUUUCAAUUUGGGUUCAUUGGUUCGAGUUCAGACAUUUCCAGAAGAUAAACUGAAUGCCCUGUUAGACGCAUUUGGUGCUUUACCAGAAAGGGUUCUGAUGAAAUACACUGGAGACUCAUUGCCUGGAAAACCAGACAACGUCAUGACCAGCAAGUGGAUCCCACAGAUGGGUGUCUUAAGUCACCCGAAGACCAAGGUGUUCGUGAGCCACGGAGGCCUGGGCAGCACGCAUGAGACGGUGCACUCCGGCGUGCCCGUGGUAGGCAUGCCGUUGUUCGCCGACCAGGAGUCCAACAUCAACAACCUGCGGGAGCUGGGGAUGGCCGCGAUGCUGCGCUACGAGGACCUGACGAAGGACAGCCUGCUGCGAGCGAUACGGACUGUGAUCGACAACAGCAGCUACUCGGAGAGCGCGCGGAGGGUGUCGGCGGUGUUCCGGGACCGGCCCCUGCCUCCCAUGGACACGGCCGUGUACUGGGUGGAGUACGUGGCGAGGCACCGCGGCGCGCCGCACCUGAGGUCUGCCGCCGCCGGCAUGCCGCUCCACCGGUACCUGCUGCUGGACGUCUUCGGCGUCCUGGCGGGCGUCCUCCUGCUCGCCGUCUGGGCGGCGCGGCGCGCGCUCCUGCUGGUCCUGAGAGUGACCCGCCCCAGGCCCAGGCCCAAGAGGGACUGAACCGCGUCGGGUCGUUACCACUACGCCGAACGCACAAUAACGCCGAAUACCAUAAGGCCGAAUGUCAAAAUUGACCACAACGCCGACAGCUAGAAAAAUUGCUGUGUGCCACAACGCCGAAAUGCCACAACGCCGAAAUGCCACAACGCCGAACGUACAAUAACGCCGAAUACCAUAACGCCGAAUGUCAAAAUUGACCACAACGCCGACAGCUAGAAAAAUUGCUGUGUGCCACAACGCCGAAAUGCCACAACGCCGAACGUACAAUAACGCCGAAUACCAUAACGCCGAAUGUCAAAAUUGACCACAACGCCGACAGCUAGAAAAAUUGCUGUGUGCCACAACGCCGAAA
This is a messenger RNA of Bacillus rossius redtenbacheri, 2126 nucleotides long. RefSeq names its product UDP-glucosyltransferase 2-like. NCBI's taxonomy places the organism in Eukaryota, Metazoa, Arthropoda, Insecta, Phasmatodea, Bacillidae. The coding region runs from base 218 to 1774 and encodes 518 amino acids. Gene Ontology annotation, molecular function: UDP-glycosyltransferase activity. The transcript is spliced from 5 exons. The record is from RefSeq and is a predicted model, not a curated record.